UGCCGUUGUGUUGGCUUUUUAACUCCCACACGUUCUUCACGUCCGAGUCGACAUCGUCCUCAAGUGCAUUUCCGUAUUUUCAUUCGAUAAAAAAACUUCUCUCGGUUGUUGUUCCUGCGGUGUGCACGAUGUAAUGCAGAACGCGAGCGCAUACAAAGUGAUCCAUGUCCGAAAAGCGCAAAGAGGAAAGACGCAGAAAGAUUGAAGAGCUGCAGCUGGGAUCUCGGAUUCGUCUGCGGGACAGUGUGUGUGUGUGAGAGAGAGAGAGAGAGAGAGAGAGAGUGUGUGUGUGUGGAGCUUGGAGGUGAAAGACUGGGGAAACGAACGGAGGAGAAAAGGACUUUUUUUUCGCAAUCGUUGUUUUUAAUUCAAGAAAAAAAAACAAGACAUCAAGCUGGCUCACUCUGUCCCGGCCCAUACCGCGCUGACAGCCGCUCUUCAUCCCCUGUGGAGGAGCGUCACCGGGAAGCGCAUGGCCUCCGAGCUGGCGCUGAGCUCCACCGAGCUGCCCACUAGCCCUCUCGCCAUGGAGUACGUCAACGAUUUCGACCUGAUGAAGUUCGAGGUGAAGAAGGAGCCUGCGGAAACCGAGCGCGUCGGAUUGACCCAAUGUGGGCGCCUGCUUGCAGGAGGCUCCCUGUCUUCUACACCGAUGAGCACACCGUGCAGCUCGGUGCCGCCCUCUCCGAGUUUCUCAGCUCCUAGUCCCGGUUCAGGGGGCGAGCCCAAAGCUCACUUGGAUGACUUUUACUGGAUGGGUAGCUACGCGCAACAUCAACAACAACAGCAGCAGCAGCAGCAACAACAUCAGCAGCAUCCACAGCAGCAGCAAACGCCGUUAAACGCAGACGCGCUCGGUUUCGGAACGGACGACGCCAUGGAGGCGCUGAUCAGCAGCGCGCACCAGCUGCACACCUUUGACGGCUACGCGCGGGCGCAGCAGUUCCCCGCUGCAGAAGAAGUUGGGCCGACUGCGGCCGUGGUCUCAGCCGUGAUCGCCGCAGCAGCGACGGCUCCUCAUCACCACCAUCAUCAUCACCAUCACGGCAGCAACGCGCAUCCAUCCGGCGCCGCGAGCAACCACAGCCACAACCAUCAUCAUCACCACCACCAGCAGCAGCAACAGCAGCAGCAGCAGCAUGGACACGCUCACGGGCACGGGCACGCUGAUGAUCGCUUCACGGACGAGCAGCUCGUCACCAUGUCGGUGCGCGAGCUGAACCGGCAGCUGCGUGGCGUCAGCAAGGAGGAGGUGAUCCGCCUGAAGCAGAAGCGGCGGACGCUGAAGAACCGCGGCUACGCGCAAUCGUGCCGCUUCAAACGCGUGCAGCAGCGACACGUGCUCGAGGGCGAGAAGACGCAGCUGCUGCAGCAGGUCGAUCAUCUCAAGCAGGAGAUCGCGCGCCUGAUGCGUGAGCGCGACGCGUACAAGGAGAAGUACGAGAAGCUCGUGGGCAGCGGCUUCCGCGAGAACGGCUCGAGUAGCGACAACAACCCGUCGUCGCCGGAGUUUUUCAUGUCUACCAGAAAGUUCCUUCACCUGUGACUGUGACCUCACCCCCAAAGCCCCGCCCUGAAAAAUGAGGUAACU
Molecule: messenger RNA, 1591 nt
Organism: Tachysurus vachellii
Lineage: Eukaryota; Metazoa; Chordata; Actinopteri; Siluriformes; Bagridae
Gene: mafa
Product: MAF bZIP transcription factor a
Exons: 2
Coding region: 473-1546 (357 amino acids)
Biological process (GO): regulation of transcription by RNA polymerase II
Cellular component (GO): nucleus
Molecular function (GO): DNA-binding transcription factor activity, RNA polymerase II-specific; RNA polymerase II cis-regulatory region sequence-specific DNA binding
Source: RefSeq, a predicted model, not a curated record